Messenger RNA from Colletotrichum higginsianum IMI 349063, 495 nucleotides. RefSeq lists its product as uncharacterized. The transcript has 2 exons. Bases 1 to 495 code for a protein of 164 amino acids. The record is from RefSeq and is a predicted model, not a curated record. Lineage: Eukaryota; Fungi; Ascomycota; Sordariomycetes; Glomerellales; Glomerellaceae.
AUGGUCGAGUCCGGCAAUGAGUUCUUUGCCGACUACGAGCCUCACAACACCUCGGUCCUAUCAAUCCUAAGCAACCUGGAUUUCGGAAUCGACGAAGAUAUUAAAGAUGCGACCCUAACCUAUUUUGUUGUCGGCUUCCACGAUCACUUGGAGGAUGACCCUCUCUCCGUGGCGAAUACCGUUCAAAAGAAGAUUUCGAGUCACAUGCCACAGCAUGCUGAGAGGCGUGCCCUUUUAGCAGUCGAAUCUGGACAUCAAGGACAAAUCUCCGUCAGUCAGGCUUCGAAACUCGCCAAGGAGCACCAACCAGUUGCAGUCAGCACAAACACACUCAACGCCCUGCUUGCCUUUCUCCAAAUGCAGUAUGAAGGUGACGAGAGGGGCAGCACCCAGACUAAGCAGACGCUGACCAAGAUAGUUCAGUUAGUUCUCUCCAACAAUGAGAUCGACGCACAACAAAAGGCCAGCUACCAAGUUUCCACAAUGACUGGAUAA